Molecule: messenger RNA, 1320 nt
Organism: Gallus gallus (chicken)
Lineage: Eukaryota; Metazoa; Chordata; Aves; Galliformes; Phasianidae
Gene: TSPAN1
Product: tetraspanin 1
Exons: 8
Coding region: 55-771 (238 amino acids)
Cellular component (GO): membrane
Source: RefSeq, marked validated
GAGUCGUGGCGCUGGGUCGGGAUCGCUGGGGCUGUUCGCUGCUCAGGUGCAAACAUGGGGUGCUUCACGUUCAUCAAGGUCAUGAUGAUCCUCUUCAAUCUGGCCAUAUUUCUCGGUGGUGGGACCCUUCUGGGCAUUGGUAUCUGGGUCUCAGUGGAUGGCAAGUCCUUCCUGGAUAUAUUUGGGACGCUUUCAUCUAGCAUCAUGCAGGUUGUGAAUGUGAGCUACUUCCUCAUCGUCAUUGGGGCCAUCUUGGUAGUGAUCGGCUUCCUUGGGUGCUGCGGUGCCCAGAAGGAGAGCAAAUGUCUCCUGAUGAUGUUUUUCUCGGUGGUGCUGAUCAUCUUCAUUGCUGAAAUUGCCGCUGCUGUGGUGGUUCUGGUCUACACAGGUCUUGCAGAGACAUUCCUGACAGCGUUGGUGACUCCUGUCCUGAAGGAGAAGUACGGGGAGGACGAUGCUCUCACACAGAUCUGGAAUGUCACCAUGAGUGAGGUCCACUGCUGUGGCCUGAACAACUACACAGACUUUGAGGGCUCCCCAUGGUACUUAGAGAACAACCACACCUUCCCAGGUCCCUGCUGCAAGUCUACGGUGCCGUGUACCAACAGACUUGCGGCACAGACCAAUGUCUCGGGUUGUUUUGAUCAGAUCCUAGAAGAAAUCAGGACAAACGCAGAUGUGGUGGGUGGCGUGGCUGCUGGCAUUGCUGCCCUGGAGGUUGCAGCCAUGGUGGUCUCUAUGUACCUGUACUGCUACCUAGACAAGAAGUGACCCUGCGAGACAGCAAGAAGCCAUACCCUCCCCUGCCCUGUGUUGGGGUGCUUCUAAGGGCCCCACCGCUCCCUGGGCCUGAUGCUGGCCCAUGCACUGUGAUUUAUAGCUGUGGUUUGAUCUACUGAGCUGGGAUCUGUAGAGUUUAUACGUUGUAUAUUUUUUUUUUGUACUGAUAUUGCACAAUGCAUCUGUACAUAGAGAUCUGUGUUGUUUUGGAGAGGGGAGCACUGGGUCUGAUCUGCUGAGGCCAGCAGGAGGUGGGGCACAGGCUGAGCUCAGGGCUGUGAAAUGGGCGCUGGCCUGGCCCUGCCCAACCCCUGUGGACAGGUGGCUGUGGUGCCUCUGCCAUGCUGACAUCUCCCUGUCCCCAGCCCUGUGCAUGGGGCUGACACCUGCACGCUGCUGGCCGGAGCCCUGCUCUGUGCUGCCCCUGCCCUGACAUGAAGCAUAGCUCUGCUCCUGCACCCUGCUGCCAUUUCAGCGUGGAUUUGUGCUGUAAAGGAAAAGAAGAAAUAAUAAUAAUAAUAAAAUAAUCUUGGAUAUAAA